Molecule: messenger RNA, 2816 nt
Organism: Periophthalmus magnuspinnatus
Lineage: Eukaryota; Metazoa; Chordata; Actinopteri; Gobiiformes; Gobiidae
Product: polyamine-modulated factor 1-binding protein 1-like
Exons: 1
Coding region: 939-2270 (443 amino acids)
Source: RefSeq, a predicted model, not a curated record
AUGGCAUAAUGAGCCUGUCUGGCUUUGCUGUGGGGGUCCCGAAGUGGCUGUGUGGUUAUUUUGGGGGUCCUGGUCUAUACAGUACUACUACUAUAUGAUACUAUUACUACUACAGUAGUGCUACGGCCCCGGUCUUAAUUGGCGAGGGGCAUUGUUCUUGCUGGGUUUCUUAUUAGUAGUAUUCUUUUUUUCCGGCCAAAUGAUCGCAUUUUUCACCCCUGAACAUGUGCGAAAAGUCCCACAUUUAGGUAUAGGAUCGACCGGCUCGGCGAAAAAUUAAAAGUUGCCGGUUCAAAGCCGUGGACAGCCAUUGUAAUGCGAUGGCCACACUGUGCUAUAGAAACUGUGUGAAGGGGGAGGAUAGCGGCCGGGGGGUGGCCGGGCGGGCCACCGGCCCCGGGUGGUCACGUGGGGGCGAGAGCCAUCAUCGCCGCUUGCGGCUUCAAUUUGAAACUAACUUUUCUAAAACUUUUGCAAAACGAGCUCAUUUAGAUAUUGGCCGGAAAUUAUUUACAUUUUUAGUUGUCCCAGCUUUAUGUAAAAACAUAACAUGAGCCGUUUUCCAUAAUUCUGGUAUAACUGCCAUUUGCCAAAUAUUUCAUGACAAAGUAAAGUGUCUGGAAAUAUGACAUUCUAGAACCUGAAAUCGACCAAUGGGGAUUCUGGAUUGUUGUCACAUGACCUAGAUCUGAGUUGCCGUGACGACCAGACUCAUCGCUUUGACCCUUCUGAUGAUGUCACUAAGACUCAAAGCAAAGCACAGUUUGUAAGUGUAACCGUCCCACGGCUUUAUUUCACAACUCACUUGUACUUUGAAGAAGACACAGUGUUUCAGAGCAGCAAAUCCAAACAGAGUAAAACAGAGUAAAAAACUCAUACAAAACAGAACUAAAACAAGACCAGAACCAGAACAUAAAACAGAUAAAAACAGAUUUAAAAUGGACAAAAUCACGAACACAGAGAUGGACCCAAUCACACACACACAGAUACACACACCACAUGAACACAGCAACACAACAGCAGAGCGCCCUCUGGAUGAGAGGCUCAAAUCUGCAGAGCUGACAAUUCUGGAGCUGAAAGAACAGCUCCAGAAGGAGAGGAGUGAUAAGACAGGGCUCCAAGAAGCUCUCGGGGCCAAGAGGAAAGAACUGGGCAGCCUUUUCCAGAAGCUGUUCUGGAAGAAUGGGAAAAUCAACGAGCUUGUAAGGCAAAACAAGAACCUGGAAGCAGAGCUGGAGCAAACCAGGCAUUUCAACCAGCAACUGGGGCUGAGAAAUAAGGAGGUAACUGUGAGUCCAGAGGAAGACUCAACUCAAAUUCUUCCACUGGUUCAAACUCUUCAGGGAAAUUUUUCUGAGGAGAAAGAGAAGAACAGAAUUCUGGAAGAAGAGGUCCAAAAACACAGAGAAGAGAAGGCAGUGCUCCAAGAAGCUCUAGAAGUCACAAGACAAGAACUGGGCCAUGUGUCUGAGAAGGUUGACAGUUUAGAGGAUGACCUUCAACAAAGCAAUGCCAAAAUCACCUGCCUUUCCCAGAAAAUCCUGUCGAAGAAUGAGGAAAUCGACGAAAUUCAAAUGGAAAACAAGAACUUGAAAGCAGAGCUGAGCGUGUGCAGAGCAGAGCUGGAGCAAACCAGGCAUUUGAACGGGCAACUGGAGCUGAAACUGGAGGCAGAGACACAGGAGCUCAGUAGCCUAAAGGAUGCACUGAAGAAAAUGUGCGAUCGAACCAGGGACAAGCUCCAAGUAAAGAAUGCCGUUCUGCAGGAGGAAAAAUGCAGGCGCAGUGCCUGUCAGGACAUGCAAUGGAAAGUUGUACAGCUUAAGCAAAACCUCCAAGAUGUGAGUGAAGAAAAGGACGCGUUAGAGGAGUCCAUGAAAGAGGCUGAAAUAGCCAUGGACCGGAUCAAUGUCGACCUUUCCAACUGCAAGAAAGAGCUGGAGGAGGUGAGAGAGCAGAGGCAAGAUUUACUGGAGGAAAUUGUCCAAAAGAACCAAAUUAUUGAUAAACAGCAGGAGCUUAAGAGUGCUUAUGAGGAGAGGCUUGGUCAGUGGAGAGCCGACCGCAAGGCCUUCUACGACGAGCAAGUCAAACUCAGAAAGCAACUUCAGAAGCAACUAAAGGAGAUGAGACAACGCAACCAGAGCUUAGAGGAGCAGAUACGGUCAGAAGGCGACGGAGCAGUGGAAUGCAAGACAUGUAGAGUCCUCCACACAGACACAGGGAGUCCUGUGUCUGUGGGGAGAAGACGCAGGAGCAGCGAUUUUUAAAGCUCCCGAAGGCUUUGAGUAAACAGGGGGGUAUUCACCAGUAAAAAAAGGUCGCUAGACAACCUUUUUUAUUGGUGAAUAUGUCACUUUGGCGAGGGACGGCCUUGAAUAUCUAUGAUUUGAGGAAGUCCCUCGAGAGAAUGAAGAAGCUACUGGGAAAGGUGAAAACAUAUUCACUCUUAAUGGUUGUCCAGUCGACAGAUGUAAAAGUCUGUAGAGCGACGGAAACUUGAGGCAAGGAGAGUAUAUAUAUUUUUAUUGAGACAUCUUUGUAGGUUGGUGAAACAUGUGGUUCAGUGGACCUGAACACUCUACCAAUGACAUCUUUGUCAAGAGCAGGAUUCGAACCGCCAACCUUCGGAUCAGCACUCUACCAACUGAGCCACUGAAAAAUUAUAGGCAGAAUCUGAAUCUCAAGCUCAAUCUGAAAUCACCAUAAACGACAUAAACCCUCAGCGGUAACGACACGUACAGGACGUGUUCUGAGAUCGAUACUGGACCUCAUCAUGAACAGCCUGUGCUCAUGACAGCGAGUGAACGGCAACU